Cladocopium goreaui is the source of this 1524-nucleotide messenger RNA. The record is from the annotation of a GenBank genome assembly. NCBI's taxonomy places the organism in Eukaryota, Dinophyceae, Suessiales, Symbiodiniaceae.
GUUUCCGGAAGCACAGGACUGGAAGGCUUGGAAAUCUUAGAACAAAAUCCAAUCAGCAUUCGCCAUGGUCAAGGUGACCCUUUCCCAGUGAAUCCUCAAGAGCUCCAUGCAACCCUGGGGGUCGCCCCCACGGGGUUGGUAAGCUCCCUACAACCGCAGAGCAACGAUGUUCCCGGCUUCGUGGAUGUUUGGGACCUUUUUGGUCCUGAAUACCGCACACAUCUUUACCGGCAGGAGAAACACAUCGCCAACUCGCCCCUCUUCAACGGUUUGAUCAUGGUGGCCGUUGUCAUCAACACCACCCUGGUGGGUGUCGAAGUGGACUCGGCCAAAGAAGUCAUGGCAUGGGACCGUUUAGGCUUUGUGGCGAUCGAGGCCUUCUUUUGCUUAUUCUUUACCUUCGAAUUGUUGGUCCGUUUUGAUCAACAGUCCUGGGGCUAUUUUCAAGACCUCUUAAAUUUGUUGGACUAUUCCUUGGUCAUUGCUUCGUGGCUGGACGUGGCCACCUCGGCGUCCACCUACCGAGAGCGAGUGCAGCUGGCCUCCACGAUUCGCGUCUUUCGCUUCGUGCGCAUCGUCCGGGUGUUGGACAACUCCAAGAGUGAUCUGCUGGUCAUCGCACGAGGACUGGCCAAUGCCGUGGAGCAUGUGCUCCAGUUAUCCAUCAUCACGGCUGUCUUUGUGUUUAUGAUGGCUGUAGUGCUCACUUCCCUAGUUGCUCAAGAUGCUUAUGCCAUUUCCCGGUGGCCGGAAGCCAAGAUGUACGCAGGGUCCGUGUGGCGCUCCACGAUCACAGUGAUGCAGUUGGCGACCCUGGACUUUUGGUCCGAGGUGGCCAUAGCCCUCUUCGAGAUUUCUCCACUAUCUUUGGUCACGAUUUGCUUCACCCUGUUCCUCCUGAACUUCGGUGUGAUCAAUCACUUGGUGGCCAUCAUGGUCGAUCGCGUCUCCAACAUCUCGGGGGAGUCAGCAGUUUUGCACGAGAAGUUGUUGUCCAAGGCACACGACUCCCUGAUCAGAGGGUUGGAAGAAGAUCUGCGUGUGGGCAUCGGUAUGGAUGGCAAAUUGAGCUUAGCGGCCUUUCACAAGCUGAUCGAAAUGCCUGCAGUGAAUCAAAAAUUGCAACUCAUGGGGAUUUCAGAUGAAGAAGCUCAAGCCUUCUUCGACAUCAUGGAAGGAGAAAGACAUGGAGGCAUCACUAUCCACCAGUUCGUGAUGGGAUUGAGCAAAGCCAAAGGCAAGGCCAAAAGCAUCGACAUGUGCAAACUGAUCUGUGUGGUGAACCGACAGACGAGCCGCGCCACACAGUUGGUGAGUCGAGUUCGCGGUCUGAUCCAGGAGGUGGAUGCUCUUCAGAAGCGCUUCAACGAUUUGGGCAAAGGACUAACGCGUGAGCGCAUGAUUCUGCGAGAGCAAGAGGAAAGGCUAAGUGCCUUGCAACAACAGAAACGUGACACUGAUGUGUUCUAUCAGUCGAUGGAUAUGCAACGGCAGUAUGCGCAAGUGAGGAUGAAGUUGCAAUAG